UCCUGUUGAGUGAGUGACAGUUCCAUAACGUGGUUGUUUACAACACAGAGCAGCUUCUCACAGUAAGGUUGGGCAGUUCAAGCAGUGAACAGAAGCCACUGAUCAGCACUAUUACCAGGGUCAUCUAAUCAUGAUGGGUAAUCAGAAGCUCCUGAUCGUGUGGGUGUGGAUGUUACUGGUGGCGUCGUUUUAUCCUUGGGCCCACUGCAAACGUAGAGGGGGUUUUGGUAACAGGGGCAAAGGAGUGGGUCUGCCAGCCAGAGCGCCUCCUUCCCAGAGCAAAGGAUCAUCCAAUCAGGGUCUGAAAGUGGCAGGUGCUGCAGCCGCGGGGGCUAUCGGAGGAGCAGCCAUCGGUUAUGGGCUGGGCUCUCUGGGCAGACCGAGGUACGGCUAUGACGGCCGCUCUGAAGACGACAGGCGCUAUAACCGCGAUGGACCUGGAUACCACAAUCGCUCAGACUGGCAGUAUCGCUCAGACAGGAGCACAGGCAGCUCAGAGCAUGUGACCAGCAUCCUCCUAACACUUGGAACAGUGGCACACAUCUUUUUGUGGGGAUGAAUUAUUACAGGGUUUGUGACAGUUGUCUCACUGAGAGACAAUUUCAUAGUGCAAAAGGGUUUAAUUUUAAACAGAGGAUGCAAUCAUUUUCUUUGAUGAAGUGAAACUUUUUUUUACCAGCAAUUUUUUUAUCAGCAACAUACUUAGAGGAAUAUGAAAUGUGAGACAGGUAGGCUAUAUAUAUAUAUAUAUAUAUAUAUAUAUAUAUAUAUAUUGCUAUAUAUGAGCAAUCACACGAGUAGCCGUGCGAUUGUAUAAAUAUAUAUAUACACCAAGUCAAGGUAAGGUAAAUUGAAAGGUUGAGUUAAUUCAAAUGUUUACCUAUUAAACAUAUAUCCAAAUGUUUUAGCAGUUGGUGUGAUGAAUGUUAAAUUAUAUUUAACUGAUGUUGUGUUGCUAAUGCCUAAAAGUACUGCAAUCAUAUAAGGAUUUUAAUUUAUGUUUUUAUUUAUUUUGGUGCUCAUAUUGCUAUUAAAGGGUUAGUUCACCCAAAAAUGAAAAUUCUGUCAUUAAUUAGCUUUCUGUCUCUUCAUUGACAGCUACGCAACUACCAACUUUCAAGCCCCAGAAAGGUAAAGACAUCAUUAAAGCAAGGCCGUAACCAUGUCUUGAACAAUGGGGGGACCAAUUUUUUUAUAAAGCAUAAAUAAAUUGAGCAGUGAAGGAAAUUCUAGGUCUAAUUCUAGUUGGGAAAUAACUAUUUGCAAAUAAUAUGAUUAAAUUAACUUAGUUUUAAUGAUUUAUUUAUUAAAGUAAUCCAUGUGACUCUAGUGGGUUAACCUCAAUUUUAUGAAAUGACACGAGUGCUUUGUUUGCGCAAAAAAAAAACAACAACAACAAAAAAAAAAACAUAAUUUACAACUUUACAAAAUAUUAAUCUCCACCGCGCGUUCACGAGAGCAGCGCAUGCAUGUUGUGUUGACGCGGGAGCAGAUGCUGUUGCAUGAAUGUGUCGGAAAUUUAUUUUUUUUUAAAUAAAAUGGCAAAUUAUGUUUGUUUGCGCUUCAUGAAACUAAGGUUAAACCACUGGAGUCACAUGGAUUACUUUAAUGAUGUCUCUCCUACUUUUCUCAGGCUUGUAGUUGCGUAGGCUGUCAAUGGACAGAAAGCUCUCAGAUUUCAUCGAAAAGAUCUUCUUUUGUGUUCCGAAGACAAACGAAAGUCUUACGGGUUUGGAACGACACGGGGGUGAGUAAUUAAUGACAGAAUUAUAAUUUUUGGGUAAACUAACCCUUUAAAAUCGCUUUAAUUUAAGGGCUAAUAUUUAAGUGCAUUCUCUCAUAAGUGUGAAAUCAUUUAAUGCAAACUUUGUCAGCUAAAGUGUCAUGUAAUGGACAUAAUAAAAAAUAACAAGCUUUGCUGUUCCUCUCAUUCCAGUGAUGUCAGUUACUCUUCUGUCAGGUUUCAGGGUUUGAUGUGUAUUUUGGCAGGUCUUUCAAACCAUGUCACUGUUUGGUCCUUGUACUCUUUUUGGAGUUGAAAUGAAUAAAUAAUUGAGUCUGCUUA
Molecule: messenger RNA, 2065 nt
Organism: Ctenopharyngodon idella (grass carp)
Lineage: Eukaryota; Metazoa; Chordata; Actinopteri; Cypriniformes; Xenocyprididae
Gene: sprn2
Product: shadow of prion protein 2
Exons: 2
Coding region: 131-559 (142 amino acids)
Biological process (GO): protein homooligomerization
Cellular component (GO): membrane
Source: RefSeq, a predicted model, not a curated record